Molecule: messenger RNA, 1262 nt
Organism: Galleria mellonella (greater wax moth)
Lineage: Eukaryota; Metazoa; Arthropoda; Insecta; Lepidoptera; Pyralidae
Exons: 2
Coding region: 69-1262 (397 amino acids)
Source: RefSeq, a predicted model, not a curated record
AAAAAUAUAUAUCGUUUCAAAAUCAUAAAAGUAAUAUUCUAACAUUAAUAAUUGAAUGGUCUGCAAAGAUGAGUCACUUAAUGUUUGCUUUGUUUUAUGUCCUAUUCUCAUUAUUAAAAUGUAAUUAUGGCCAACAAUUUAAUAUUAUGGAUUCGUUUCAUAACUGCGAUAUGAAGAAAAACAAUAAGUGUUAUUUGUGUUUUAGUCUACCGCAUCAUGCACCUUUCACAUACCAAUCGAAAAUAUAUCCAAAUCCAAAUCCAAAGAAAAAAUAUACCUUACAAUAUGAAGAUGACAGAGGAUGGGUAAUAAAACCAAUGUCUGCAGCUGGCAACAACAAUUACGCAUGUCGUACUGAAACGGUACAUGUAAAUAGUUGCCAAUGUCCACCUAAAAUUAAAAGUAAAAAGACAACAAAAUUGGAUAAACCUAGAAUUUCAGUUCAGGAGAAAAAAAAGAAGAACAUUACAAGAAAUCGUCUGAAAUACAUAUGUGAUUGUUCCCAUGCAUCUCCAAUACAAACUAAAAAAAAACAUAAAGUACAAAAAGAAAACAUAGUUGACGAGAUUCCAUUUAACUCGAAUACAAGAUCAUUACAUGUACCUAUCGUUGAAAAUCCCUCUACAUUACCUCUUCCUCCUAUUUCAAAAGAGGCAACUACUAUUACUAAACAUUUUUCUAAAUCUGAACCUAGACUGUCCAUGCAUAGAACACAUAAAGCUACCUCAAUGCGCGGCUUCACUUCUAAACCAAUGUCUAAACGAACAUCUAUGUGUUACAAGCGUUCUGCUAGUCAACAAUCUAAGGCUGUUAAAGUUAAUUCGUCUCACAAGUGUAAUAUUAAAAAGGCUCAACAAUUUUAUUUAGUAUCUCCGUAUCAUCGUCUCUAUUUCCCAAAGAAAAUGCAGAAGACUGUGAUGUUUGAUCGUAAUACCGUUCGCAAUGUAAAAAAAAAUUGUAAGACUAGUAAAGAGAAAAAAGACAAACGGCGUCAACCGGCAUUUGGAAAAAGAUUAUGUUAUCUUUCUAAAAGUUACGGUUGCGAUAUAAAAAAUGCAGUUAGUGGUGUUGAAACGGCAGCUUGGGGUAAUGGUAUAAAAUGUGAAAAUUUGUACAUGAAUACCUUUAUACGACGGCCUUGUUAUUGGAUAUAUAAAUGUUGUCCCUCUGUAUAUCCAUGUUUUUUAGACUGUCACAAGUUUUUUGUAAAUAUUUUCCACGCUUUGAUGUUCGUGCUAACUACAUGUACGAGGCCUACUUAA